Messenger RNA from Ceutorhynchus assimilis (cabbage seed weevil), 511 nucleotides. The record is from the annotation of a GenBank genome assembly. Lineage: Eukaryota; Metazoa; Arthropoda; Insecta; Coleoptera; Curculionidae.
AACAUUAUUUAUUUACAUGUGUGCCUCGUUAUCAAAAAUUAUGACUAGAAAUUAACCUACAUUGAACUGUUUACCCAUAACUAUCUUAAAAAUUGUACUUUUUAAAACAAAUUCCGUUAUCAAAACAAAAUAUUAUGUAAAAUUAACGCAGACAUUACCAUAAAUAGUGCCUAUAAAAAAACAAAUUUCCUGCUAAAACCCAACACAAACAAAAAAAAGACAACAUGAAGUUGAUAUUUGUGAUGAUUCUAGUUGUUUCAGCAGUUACAGCCGACCAUGAAGAAAAAUGUGGUAAAAACGAAAAAUACAACCCUUGCGGCUCCUUAUGUAUUUCAACGUGCAACAACCGCCAGUUUGCAAACUGCGCCACCCAAUGCAACCCCGGCUGCUUUUGCAAAGACGGCUACAUCAGGAGCAAACUCAACGGGCCUUGCAUCAAAAUAUCUGAAUGUCGUUACGUAAUGUAGUAAAUAAAACACAAAUAAACUAUACUUAUUAUUAUAAUAAUUUA